AUGGCUUCGAAUGCAAUCUCAUCUGGUAUCCCCAUCACAUCGCAAGCAGCCAUGCAGUACUUUGCUGCCCACCCUCGGCGACAGCAAGUUCAUUUUGGCAACUACCUCUUGCUACAGACAUUGGGAGAGGGUGAAUUCGGCAAGGUCAAGUUGGGAGUACACAAGGAAUGGGGAGAGGAGGUGGCUGUCAAGCUCAUCAAGAGGGAAAAGGUCGGAGGCGAUAAGAUGCGACUUGAUAUCAGCCCGCCUGGCGUACCUCCGAAGGACCCUGCGAAGAUGACCAAGGUCGAAAGAGAGAUUCAGGUGUUGAAGGACAUGCGUCACCCUAACAUCGUCAGGCUGUACGAAGUCAUCGAGUCGGAUCGCUACAUCGGCAUCGUGCUGGAGUACGCUUCAGGCGGAGAACUUUUCGAUCACAUCUUGGCGCACAAGUACCUCAAGGACCGCGAUGCCUGUAGACUCUUUGCACAGCUCGUCUCUGGUGUCAACUACCUGCACCAGAAGAAGGUGGUGCAUCGCGACCUGAAGCUUGAGAACCUCUUGCUGGAUCGGAAUCGCAACGUCAUCAUCACUGACUUUGGCUUUGCAAACAACUUUGCAGAUCGUCAAGACGAUCUCAUGGCAACGAGCUGUGGUAGUCCGUGUUAUGCUGCUCCUGAGCUAGUAGUUCAAGAUGGCCUCUACAAUGGUUCAGCCGUCGAUGUCUGGUCUUGUGGUGUCAUUCUCUACGCCAUGCUCGCCGGCUACCUCCCCUUUGACGAUGACCCGGCCAACCCCGAAGGUGACAACAUCAACCUGCUCUACAAGUAUAUCCUGGCAACGCCCUUGUCCUUCCCAGAGUACAUCACUGCUGAGCCUCGAGACUUGCUGUCGAAGAUGCUGGUACCUGACCCUGCGAAGCGUAUUGAUCUACGAGGUGUGAUGGCACAUAGCUGGCUCACUCCUUAUCGUGAGCUCUUCAAGUUCACAGUGGACGAGCUCGAGCGAGCCGCUGUCGAGCAGCAGACCAAGAAACGUCAAGUAUACAUGCAGCAGAUGGUGCUCCAGUUCCAGAUGCGAGAGCGACAGAAGCAAGAAGCCGCCAACAAUGCUGCUCAGCGCUCAGACGCAGGCAACCGAUCGGCUGCUUUCCCUUCGAGUAGCGUCUCCAUGGCCUCCGGACUCGUACCACAGACCUCGAAGGCUGCUCGCCCUCAGAGUGCUACCGCUGCUACACUUCAGCAGGAGAAUCGUUCUGCUCGCACCAACAUGGAUCCACCUGCUACUGUGCCGUCCAAGCCUCAGCCCGCAUCAAUGCCGCUGAGC
Molecule: messenger RNA, 1305 nt
Organism: Microstroma glucosiphilum
Lineage: Eukaryota; Fungi; Basidiomycota; Exobasidiomycetes; Microstromatales; Microstromataceae
Product: Pkinase-domain-containing protein
Exons: 3
Biological process (GO): protein phosphorylation; intracellular signal transduction; microtubule cytoskeleton organization
Cellular component (GO): cytoplasm
Molecular function (GO): ATP binding; protein serine/threonine kinase activity; tau-protein kinase activity
Source: RefSeq, a predicted model, not a curated record